GUUAUAUUUUUAGAUCGAUAUCUCAACCGAGUCACUAUGUUACGUGUUAUCCUCUCCGUGUUAUUGGUAUUUGUUGCAUGUCCAGGUUUCACUACCGCAGCCAGUGAUAGCAAGAGUUAUACAGCUCUUAAGUUUGCUGAAUCUAGUAGCUAUGUAUCAUAUAACCCGGACAUGGCUCGCUUGACAGACAAAUUUACUAUUUGUGCGUGGGUUCGCAAGCUCCAAUCAGGAAGUGGCCGUUGCCCAUUCGGUUAUUUUAUCUCUGGUUACGAGAUAUUCAUGUCAGAUAGCGGCUACUACAACAGACUGUUUACAUCCAGCUCCCUGGAUAAUGCUCUGACUAGCAAGUUUACCUCGCCAGUAGGUACAUGGUUUAUGUACUGCUCCACGUGGAGCCUCGCUUCUAGAACCUUCAGAAUCUACGUUAAUGGUCAACUAGCAGGUACAGAGACCACAACCUCCGGUAGGAAGCUGCAGACAGGUGGAACAUUAACAUUUGGGGAUAGUAAUACAGGUCAUGGUCACUAUUUCGGUGGCGAGCUAUAUAACUUUAACGUAUACUCGAAGGAAAUGACAGUUACAGAAGUAGCUGCCAUGUCUUCAGGUGGUCUCUGUACAGAGAUACCUGAACAGUUGGAGGAGUAUAGAGUUAUAAAGUGGGAAGAUAUUGUGAAGCUGAGUAGAUCUGGUACUGUGCAGGACUUAGACACAAGAUGUCUUGUAUUUACUGAACUACAGACUCGAUUAAAAGAAGCUGAGAAUGGAGCAAUAGCAACUCAGAGAAAGCUGAACAGGACACAGACAGAGCUACUGGAAGUUCAGGGACUGUUCAACUCAACCCAGGAGGCACUAGUUGGGGUAAAGAGUAACCUAGGGGUGAUAGGAGGAGAGCUGAAUGAAACGAGAAGUGAACUAUCGGGAGCCAGAAGGGAGCUGGGAGCUAUGGGAGGAGAGUUGAAUGAGACAAAACGUCUGCUUGAGGACACAAAGCUGGAGUUGGAGGAUACCAAGUUUGAGUUAAAGAACGUAACCGAGUCUAAAUGUGCGCUUCAAAAAGGCAAUCUAACGAAGUGGGACAUACUGUAUUCGCCCGCUUAUUAUAAUAAAACCUUUACUCAUCGACUAUAUCAACAACUCACCACAACUUGGGACUCCAUUAGCAAUAAACUGUUUGGUAUGACGAUAACUGACAAGGUUAUUGAGCUGAUAAAAGAUCUGGAGGACGGUCAGAUCGAUCGUUGCGGGGACCUAUCAUAAAGCCUUGCUACCGAGAUAAUCUUACUAAGGUGCUACCGAAGAAGAGAUGAUGCGAGCUAGACUUAUGGGAUUCGCGGUGUAUUAAUUCUUCUUCAAUCAUGGACAUUCUAAAUUGUUAUCUUUAAUUAAGUCCCUGAUUUGUAUUUUUGAAAACUAUAAACUAACAUUUUACUUAGUUUAUAUGUUAAUUGUGACUACUAUUAUCGGUAAAUUGGCAAAAUCAUUUAAUUUACUAAAUAUUAUUUGAAACGUUUAUCUUAUCUUCUAAUACACUACAGUAUUAUAUUAUGUAUGUAAUCAACAAGUAAUCAUCGAUGAUUGAUGAUAUUUCUAUUCGGUUAAUGUUUCCAUUGCAUAGUGGCUUCUAGUUUUUGAACUUAAAUUUAAAAAUUGUAAUUUAUUUGCUGAGUUUAAGUAGUAGAACGAAAUAUUUCAUUACCAUCGAAUGAAUUAGAAGGUCGUUGAUCUUGAAUGAAAAAUUAGUGUUUUUAAAAUUUCAUUGAUUAAAUAACGUCAAUCUGAGUUAAUUAGGCGAGUUUGGGCAUUUACUGAUAGACAUGCAACUGCUUUUCAAUUUUAAACUUUAAAAAAAAUAAUUAUAUAAGUAGUUACUCGUUACUGUAUGAAACAUGGAUAUUGUAUUUGUUACCAGUAUGGACUA
Messenger RNA from Bolinopsis microptera, 1918 nucleotides. RefSeq lists its product as uncharacterized. The transcript has 3 exons. Bases 37 to 1257 code for a protein of 406 amino acids. Lineage: Eukaryota; Metazoa; Ctenophora; Tentaculata; Lobata; Bolinopsidae. The record is from RefSeq and is a predicted model, not a curated record.